Molecule: messenger RNA, 1073 nt
Organism: Rattus norvegicus (Norway rat)
Lineage: Eukaryota; Metazoa; Chordata; Mammalia; Rodentia; Muridae
Gene: Ifi35
Product: interferon-induced protein 35
Exons: 7
Coding region: 144-1004 (286 amino acids)
Biological process (GO): positive regulation of toll-like receptor 4 signaling pathway; macrophage activation involved in immune response; negative regulation of cell population proliferation
Cellular component (GO): cytoplasm; extracellular region; membrane
Molecular function (GO): identical protein binding
Source: RefSeq, marked provisional
GCAAGCAACAGCAGGGAAGUGAAUUUCAGACACUGCUGGAGGCUGAGGAGACCAAAGCCACCUCUGACGGUUCAAAUAAAAAGCUUUGGUCCCUCAGAACUCUACCCUUCCAGCCCUGCUCUGAAGCCUCAGACGUGAGAACCAUGUCUGUGACCCUGCAAGCUGUCCUCUACAGUCUUCAGGAGGAGCAGUCCAGGCUCAAGACGAGGCUGCAGGAACUACAGCAGCUGAAAAGGGAGCGCAUAGAUGCUCCCAGAGACAAGAUCCCAUUCCCGGUGCCUGAAGUCCCCGUGGUAUUCCAAGGUCUAACUAAGCAGAGUGGCCAAGCACCCAAGUCUCUAGUUUCUAACUUGAAGAUCUGCUGCCCUCUGCCUGGAGGUUCUGCUCUGAUCACCUUUGAUGACCCCAAAGUGGUUGAGCGGUUGCUACAACAAAAGGAACAUAAAGUUGACAUCGAGGACUGCCGGCUGCGGGUGCAGAUCCAGCCCUUGGAGCUGCCUAUGGUGACCAACAUCCAGGUGUCCAGCCAGCCGGAUAGCCACAGGGUGCUAGUCAGUGGCUUUCCUACUGGACUUAGGCUGAGUGAGGAGGAGCUACUGGACAAGUUAGAGAUCUUCUUCGGCAAGGCCAAGAAUGGAGGUGGGGAUGUGGAGACCCGGGAGAUGCUGCAAGGGACUGUCAUGCUGGGAUUUGCUAAUGAAGAAGUGGCCCAGCACUUAUGCCAGAUUGGCCAGUUCAGAGUCCCACUGGGUCGGCAGCAGGUCCUUUUGAGGGUCUCUCCCUAUGUGAGUGGGGAGAUCCAGGAAGCUGAGAUCAAAUUCCAGCAAGCACCUCAUUCAGUGCUGGUGACGAAUAUUCCCGACGUCCUGGAUGUGCAGGAACUGCAUGACAUUCUGGAGAUCCACUUCCAGAAGCCUACCCGUGGGGGCGGAGAGGUGGAGGCCCUGGCAGUUGUACCUGUGGGGCAGCAGGGCCUGGCUGUCUUUACUUCUGAGUCAAGCUAGGGCUGCAUGUCCACCUGCUGGGCAUGGGACUGCUCAUUGCCUAAUGCUACCAAGAACAGUGAAAGGCAA